CUGUAGGAAUAUCAACAACGGCACUCAUGACAGAAGGAGGUGUGGUGAUUCAGGUGGGGCAGUGUUGACACUGACAGCAACGAAAAUAGCAGGAAAACUCCCCACAUAAGCAGUUCGUCGAGGCGGGACAAAAAUGGAGUAAGUUAAGUUUAUAUCGCUGAUCACGGCGUUUUGGCCGGGUUGAAGAAAGAACGGGGGGAAGCUGACAUUCGGUUUCCCCCCUACUGCUACCAGACGCACUGCUGCGAUGGAAAUGGAUAUUGCAGAGACUGAGGCCGGGGAACGCAGGCGGGAGCACUGGAAGCUCCUCUCCAGCCUGAAGACCACUGUGGAGGGGCUGCUGUCCACCAACAACCCCAAUGUGUGGUCCCGCUACGGGGGCCUGCAGCGGCUCCAUAAGGACAUGAACAACAUCCUUAGCCACGGGCUGAAGUGCGAACAGGUGUACUGUAAACAGAAAGAUUACUGGCGUUUUGUUUGGUGUGUGCGCUAUGUCAGCCCCCAUCUGGCCUCUCACGUUGAGCAGUUCAGUCAUCUGGAGCCAGUGCUGAGCUCUGGUGUGCAGAGCGUGGGGGAGGGCCACAAGGCGGAGCGCUGGUUGCUGCACAGUCUCCAGGCCCACUGCCUGUCUGUUCAACUCCGGCCUCUGCUCAAACACCAGUCACACACACGCAAGUACUACAAUGAUGAGGCAUUUGUGCUGAGUGAGCCCCAUGUGUUGGCCAUGUUACAGUGCCUGGAGGCUGUGGAGCAGAAUGACCCACGUCUUCUGGCUCUUGUGGACACAGUCAGGCUGUCCCACCUGAAGGAGCCUCCACUGGGCUUGCUGAAGACUCAGAGUCUGUGUGUGCUCCCUGGGGCCUGGCCCAGAAGGAUGGGGCCCCACAGCACCCUGCCCCCGCGGCUCACCACAUCACAGUCCUCUCUGAGAGAGGGACACUCAGAAGGGAGCUCUGGGGCCCCCUGGGUAUAUGGAGCCACUGAACAGGGGCAGACGGACUCUGGCAGCAUCCCCCAGAUCUUGUUGACUGAGCCCACCUCUCCAGUGCCGGCCGAGGACGCGGACCCGGUGGACGGGGACCUCGACGACGGGCCUGAGUACCUGGCCAUCGGUAAUCUUGGGCAGCGGCGGCGCUGCGACUCUGGCAGCUCCUCCGCCAGUGAUCGGGUGGAGGCCCUGGCCCCGCCAACGCCUCGCCGCUCCUCCUUCUCUGAGGUGCAGGGGGGGCCCAGCCGGAGCUGCAGGGGCCACACGAGGUCACUGUCCGACACAGGAAUCGCGCAGAAGCACAGCGGAGAAUCAGCUGUAGAUGUCUGUCGGGUGAAAGACUAUGGACCCUUCUCCACUCAAAGCAGUGAGGCUAGCACCCCCAGCUCCCUCUACAUGGAGUCUGACAGCUCACAGCAUAGCAGCAUGUCAGACGGUUUGUUCCGGAAGCCCUCGGAAGGGCAGAGCCUCAUCAGCUACCUUGCCGAGCAGGAUUUCGGCAGCUGUGCGGAUCUGGAGAAGGAGAAUGCUCACUUCAGCAUAUCGGAAUCACUCAUCGCGGCCAUCGAGCUGAUGAAGUGCAACAUGCGCAGGCGGGAGGAAGGGGAGGACGACGACGACAGCGACUGCGAGAUCCAGCAACUCAAGCAGAAGAUCCGGCUGCGCAGGCAGCAGAUCCGCCGCAGCCGGCUGCAGCCCGCAAUGCAGUCGCAGCACGCCUUCCCUUCAACGGACAGUGGGGGUUCAGGGCGGAGCUCCCAGGAUUCCUUGCACCUGUCUGAUUCUUGCUCAGCUGAAGAAGUGGAGGAGUGCGAGCUAAAAGAUGGCUGUGAGGGCGGGUCCCUGAUGGCACUGUCUCAGAACGGGCUGUCUCUUUCACUCGCCUCCCUCUUCUCAGAUGCAGAUAUCAAGCGUAACGUGGCGAACACCAACAGAAAGUCUUUCCUGAGUUCAGAUUCAGUCUCCCACUCCUUCCUGCAGUCCAACUCUGCUGAGUCGGUGGCCAUGGGGCUCCUCAGGCAGUUUGAGGGCAUGCAGCUGCCGGCUGCCUCUGAGCUGGACUGGCUGGUUCCAGAGCAUGACGCUCCCCAGAAGCUCCUGCCUAUCCCAGACUCCCUGCCCAUCUCCCCUGAUGACGGCGAGCACGCAGACAUCUACAAGCUACGGAUCCGUGUGCGGGGAAACUUGGAAUGGGCUCCACCACGGCCCCAGAUCAUCUUCAACAUCCACCCUGCCCCCAAGAGAAAGGUGAUAGUGGCCAAGCAGAACUAUCGCUGCGCUGGAUGCGGCACCCGCAUUGACCCAGAUUACAUAAAGAGGCUACGCUACUGCGAGUACCUGGGCCGUUACUUUUGCCAGUGUUGCCAUGAGAAUGCCCAGAUGGUGGUGCCUGGGCGGGUGCUGAGGAAGUGGGACUUCAGCAAGUACCCUGUCAGCAACUUCGCCAGGGACCUGCUGGGUAAGAUCGCGGGAGACCCUCUCUUCAACCCCAACGACAUUAACAGCGGCCUCUACAAGAAGGUGAAGGCACUGGAGACAGUACGGCUGUUGAGGGUCCAGUUGUUCCACAUGAAGAACAUGUUCAAAACUUGCCGCUUGGCUAAAGAGGUGUUAGAUGAGUUUGAUGCCCUCCCAGGUCACCUGACGGAGGACCUGCACCUCUUUUCCCUCAAUGACCUUGCUGCUGUGCGCCACGGGGAACUGGCCCCCCAGCUGCGUGAGCUGCUGCGCCUAGGAUCUGUUCAUGUUGCUGGAUGUGUGCUCUGCCAGGCAAAAGGUUUUGUGUGUGAGUUCUGUGGCAAUGACAAAGACAUCAUCUUCCCCUAUGAGCUGAACAAGUGCCAGCGCUGUGAAGGUGAGCACCCCCUGAUGGCCAGAAGAUUCAGUGGCACACGCACCACCCCUGCCCCCUCCUGGAGAGACUGGAAGUUUCCCCGUGCUCGCAGACUGGCUAGGGCUCUGUCCCAGGACAGGAGAGAGGGGGAGGGAGGAGAGGCUGAGGAAGAAGAGAAGCAGGGGCGGGUUAGAGAAGGGGAAGAAAGUGGGGAGGAGAAAGAAGAAAAUGUCCAACUCUGGAAAGUCUCCCAUACAGGCCAGUUAGCCAAGAAAUUUUCUCACUAUAGAGGAGGAGAAGGAGAAGGGGAAAACAGUGGAGAGGAGAGUGAAAGACAGAAUUUUUUUAAAGUUCUCACAGAUGGCAGACUGACUAAGCUGUUCUCCUGGAAUAGUGGGGUGGAGGAAGGAGGGGGAGAAAUUGAAGGAGAACAGGAAGAGGAAGGAGAGCGAAGUGGGGAGGAAGAGGUUGAGUUGGAGAACGAUGAGGGGUCGGACGAGAAAGUACAGGGUGAGGAAAGUGGAGAGAAUGAAAGGAGAGAGGUAGAGAUGAGCAGAGGUCAGGGGGAUGAGGGAGAAAAGAGUGAGGAACAGCAGUCCACAAAAGAAAAAAGGAAAUUAUUCAAAGCUCUCAAAGUUGGUAAACUGACUAAGGCCUUUUCCAAGGAUAGAGAAAGGCACAGUAAGGGGAAGGAGGGCAAUGUAAUUGAACCAGAGGAAGAAGUGACAGAAAGUGUGGAAGGAUCAGACAAGGAGGAAAAGGAAAAAUUAAUGAAAGUCCCCGGAGUUAGCAGACUAGCUAAAGCGUUUUCUAAUGAUCAGGAAGGGGAACUGGAGGAUGAGGAGGGUGAAGGAAAAAACGAUGUAGAGGAGGAAGGAAAAGUGAGUAAACAUGGAGUAAAAGGAGAGGCUUCUGGCAGUCUGAAAUUCUGGAAAGCUCCCAAACAUAUCUCGCUCUCUAAGCUAUUUCCCAAAGGUAGAACAGAGAAUGAUGAAGGGGGGGAGUCUGUUGAGAAGGAGAUAGAUGGGAAGGGAAAAAAUGAUGAGCAGGAAGGAAGUGAGGAGGAGAAGGUAGAGCUGACUGGGAGCAGGAGUGGCUGGAGGUCCCGGAGAACCCGUAAAGCCUGUAGGCUAACUAAGGGUAGGAGAGACAGGGAGAGACCAGACGAGGCUGGAGAGAGGGAAGAGGAAAAUGACAGGGAUGAAAUUGGAGAGAGAGCUGAAGAAGGAGUGAAUGAGAGGCUUAAAAAAGAGGAGAGUAGAGAAGACACAGGGAAUCCCAGGGGUGACAACAAUGGAAGAGACAUAGGGAGUUGUCAGACACCAGGCGGAGGAGAGAGAGUAUGUGAGCAGACAGAUGGUGGAGGGAUGGACAGUAGAGAGGAGAAGGGUCUGUGCACUGGUGAAGCUGAUGACAGCAGAGAAGGCGAGAGAGGUGGAAAGAAGGAAUGUCCACAAACCAGCAAUCCUGCUAGGAGAUUGUUGAAAAUUCCUAACCCCCUGCGACUGGGCCAGAGUAAGAGAGAGGUGGAAAAAAGAGGAGAGGAUGCAGGGAGCCACUCGGAUUCCUCUCCCUCCAUAACAUUCGGGGAGGGUGGAAGAAAGAGGGAGGAGGAGGCAGGUAGCCUCUCAGACUCUUCUCCUUCCCGGAGAUUAUGGAAAAUGCCCAAGCCUGUAGGUUUCUUCAAAGGCCAGGGGGGGAAGAGUGCAGUGGGGAACACAGAGAAAAAAGAGGCAGAGGAGAAAGGACAGGAGGAAGAAAUGAAUGAGGAGAAACAUAGUGACCCUUCCUCAGAGCCUUUGAGAAAAUCCUUGAAAUAACAUUAGAGAGGAAUGGGGAGGAAGUGAAAGAGGACCAUCCUCCUGAAGGAACUAAACCAUUGAGAGUACAUGUCCAUGUAGUAUUGAACAUAUCCCUUACAGAGCUUCAAACCAUGGACUGGGAUUUUGAUGUGUCAUGUGGUUUGUAGCCAUGUGACUACCUUUUUUUGCAUUUUUGUUAUUUUCUCAACACAAUGGUAAUUUCUUGUUGUAUUAGUAAAAAGGCUCCAUUGACAUGCCUGCCCACAAUUAAAAAUGUUUAAUAAAAUGUCAUCACACAUGCUACAGUAUAGUAAAUUUCCACUUGUGUGCCAUCGGAAGUCAGCCCAUUUUCAAUUGCAUUGUUUAACUGAAGAGCG
Messenger RNA from Megalops cyprinoides (Indo-Pacific tarpon), 5001 nucleotides. RefSeq names its product run domain Beclin-1-interacting and cysteine-rich domain-containing protein-like. The transcript has 20 exons. The record is from RefSeq and is a predicted model, not a curated record. Gene Ontology annotation, cellular component: late endosome; early endosome. Gene Ontology annotation, molecular function: phosphatidylinositol phosphate binding. Lineage: Eukaryota; Metazoa; Chordata; Actinopteri; Elopiformes; Megalopidae. The coding region runs from base 248 to 4642 and encodes 1464 amino acids. Gene Ontology annotation, biological process: negative regulation of endocytosis; negative regulation of autophagosome maturation.